This is a messenger RNA of Ilex paraguariensis (yerba mate), 3742 nucleotides long. The record is from the annotation of a GenBank genome assembly. Lineage: Eukaryota; Viridiplantae; Streptophyta; Magnoliopsida; Aquifoliales; Aquifoliaceae.
CAUUUUUCGAUUUGCGAGCAAAUGAGCUCUUCUUCUUCUUCUUCUUUUUCAUUCUCAACCCCACAACCACCCACCACUCCUAUUCUUUAACUUACCUCUCAGACACAUCACUGUCCAUCUCUCUCUCUCUCUCCCUCCCCGUCUCUGAAAUUCUCUCUCCUACUCCACCUUCUGUCUUUAAAACCUCCAAGAUAUCAGUUGCCAUCUUUUUUUUGUACAAAGACAGUGUGUGUGAGAGAGCUAGCCUUCUUCUGUGAAUCUGUAGUUUCUGGAAAGCUUGUUUUGAGAGAGAGAGAGAGAGAGGCUUCUUUGGAUUCGAGUUUUAAUACGUCUAUAUUCUUGUAUAUAUUGGACUUGGAGUGGAGCUCUCGAUUCGUUUGCUUGUAAAGACUUUGUUGGCGAACUGUUCGAUGAAGGACGAGUUAACAAGUUCUUGAUAUAAACCUGGGGCUGAGCUACAGUUUCAUCUGCUCGAGCCGCUGGUUCGGACACACAGAAAGAAAGCUGAAAGACAGGUUUAAAGAGGACAGAGAGGGCAGUGUGUUUCUGUGAGGAAAGGGUUAGAAAAUUUCAGGCUGUUAUAGUUGAGAAGAGAAGGUAUUUUCUUGUUUAUUGGAAGUUUCGGAGGAAAAUCAGAUCGUGGAAGCUUGAAGCAGCUUCAUCAACAAGCUGUUUACAGCUUUCAUCGAACAAAGAUGGAGGUUUCGGAUAAAAGAAAACAGAGGACUUUUGUCUGCAUAUUACCAUAAUUUCCGUUGGGCUAAUUUGGCUUUACCUUCCUUUAUAAGGUAAGAGAGCCCUUAAAAGUGUGUGAACAGAGAGAGGCAGAGGGAGCCUCAAAAGUGAAAACCCCAAGAAUCUUCCACCUAAAUCAAGUCCGUCCGUUUAAUCUUGGGGCAUCACAAGGAACAGACUUUGGUUAAAGAGAAUCGUAGUUGCUAUAUAUCUCUGUUGGGUUUUCAUUAUCUUUGGCUUGGUGGGUUUUCGAAUUUGAGUGGGGAAAAUGGCGAUGGUUGCACAUCAGCACAGAGAGAGUAGCAGUGGUAGCAUCAGCAAGCAUCUUGACGCCGGAAAAUAUGUCCGGUACACCGCCGAGCAGAUUGAGGCUUUGGAAAGGGUCUAUGCAGAGUGUCCCAAGCCCAGUUCUUUGCGGCGCCAGCAAUUGAUUCGGGAAUGUCCUAUCUUGUCUAACAUUGAACCCAGGCAGAUCAAAGUCUGGUUUCAGAAUCGCAGAUGUCGAGAGAAGCAGCGAAAAGAGGCUUCCCGACUUCAGACUGUGAACAGAAAAUUGACUGCGAUGAACAAGCUUUUGAUGGAGGAGAAUGAUCGCCUGCAAAAACAGGUGUCACAGCUUGUAUGCGAAAAUGGGUAUAUGCGGCAACAACUGCAAAGUGCAUCAGCAGCUACAGAUGCAAGCUGUGAGUCUGUGGUGACCACUCCUCAGCAUGCUAUGAGAGAUGCUAAUAACCCUGCUGGACUCCUCUCCAUUGCAGAGCAGACCUUAGCAGAGUUCCUUUCAAAGGCCACAGGAACUGCUGUGGAUUGGGUACAGAUGCCUGGGAUGAAGCCUGGUCCGGAUUCGGUUGGGAUCUUUGCUAUUUCACGUAGUUGCAGUGGAGUGGCAGCUCGAGCCUGCGGUCUUGUUAGUUUAGAGCCUACAAAGAUUGUGGAGAUCCUGAAAGAUCGUCCAUCUUGGUUUCGGGACUGUCGGAGCCUUGAAGUUUUCACAAUGUGUCCUACUGGAAAUGGAGGAACUAUAGAACUUGUAUACACACAGAUAUAUGCUCCAACUACACUUGCUCCUGCACGGGAUUUCUGGACUCUAAGAUACACAACAACUCUAGACAAUGGCAGUCUUGUGGUGUGUGAGAGAUCUCUGUCUGGUUCUGGUGCUGGCCCAAAUGCAGCUGCAUCUUCUCAAUUUGUCAGGGCUGAAAUGCUUCCAAGUGGCUAUUUGAUUCGGCCAUAUGAGGGUGGAGGGUCAAUUAUUCAUAUAGUUGAUCACCUGAAUCUUGAGGCUUGGAGUGUGCCUGAGGUGUUGCGACCACUUUAUGAAUCCUCAAAAGUUGUAGCGCAGAAGAUGACUAUCGCAGCACUGCGCUAUGUCAGACAAAUAGCUCAGGAGACAAGUGGUGAGGUGGUAUAUGGUCUGGGCAGGCAACCAGCUGUUCUGCGAACUUUUAGCCAAAAAUUGAGCAGAGGGUUCAAUGAUGCUAUCAAUGGAUUUAAUGAUGAUGGAUGGUCAUUGAUGAACUCUGAUGGUGCUGAAGAUGUAAUAGUUGCCGUUAAUUCGACCAAAAAUCUGUGCACCACUUCUAAUACACUUUCCUUGCUUGGAGGUAUUCUAUGUGCAAAGGCAUCCAUGCUACUCCAGAAUGUCCCACCGGCAGUGCUGGUUCGGUUUCUAAGGGAGCACCGCUCAGAGUGGGCCGAUUUCAAUGUUGAUGCCUAUUCUGCUGCAACUUUGAAAGCUAGCUCAUAUGCAUACCCAGGAAUGAGACCAACCAGGUUUACUGGAAGCCAAAUCAUAAUGCCACUUGGUCACACAAUUGAACAUGAAGAGAUGCUUGAAGUAAUUCGGCUUGAAGGCCAUUCUCUCGGCCAAGAAGAUGGUUUUAUGUCAAGGGACAUUCAUCUCCUUCAGAUGUGUAGUGGUGUUGAUGAGCACGCUGUGGGAGCCUGCUCUGAACUUGUUUUUGCUCCAAUCGAUGAAAUGUUUCCAGAUGAUGCUCCACUGCUACCCUCGGGUUUCCGCAUCAUUCCAUUGGAUUCAAAAUCAGGUGAUACACAGGAUAUAUUGACUACACAUCGUACCCUGGAUCUGACCUCCAGUCUUGAAGUAGGCCCAGCAACAAACCAUGCUGCUGGAGAGGCGUCCUCGUGUUCUAUAACACGAUCAGUGUUGACUAUUGCUUUCCAGUUCCCUUUUGAGAACAAUCUACAGGAUAAUGUGGCUGUAAUGGCUCGCCAGUAUGUCCGUAGUGUAAUUUCCUCAGUGCAGAGGGUUGCCUUGGCCAUCUCUCCAUCAGGAUUGAGCCCUACUGUUGGACCAAAGCUAUCUCCGGGCUCUCCAGAAGCUCUGACACUAGCUCACUGGAUCUGCCAGAGCUAUAGUAACCAUUUAGGGGCAGAAUUGCUGAGACCUGAUUCUCUGGAAGGUGAAACGGUGUUGAAAAAUCUCUGGCACCAUCAGGAUGCUAUUUUGUGCUGCUCAUUGAAGUCGCUUCCAGUUUUUAUUUUCGCAAACCAGGCUGGGCUGGACAUGCUGGAGACAACUCUAGUGGCUUUACAGGAUAUCACAUUGGAUAAGAUAUUUGAUGAUUCUGGGCACAAGGGAUUAUUUUCAGAAUUUGCAAAGAUAAUGCAACAGGGUUACGCAUACUUGCCUGGUGGAAUCUGCAUGUCAACAAUGGGACGCCACGUCUCAUAUGAACAAGCGAUCGUGUGGAAAGUCCUUGCUCCAGAAGAAAAUACUGUCCAUUGCCUCGCCUUCUCAUUCGUUAACUGGUCUUUUGUGUGAAUGAUGUGUAUUUAUUGUGACCAACACCUGGUUUUCUGCAGUAGAAUAGUGAAAAAGCCCAAAAGAAAGGGAAAAAAGGUGGUGGGAAAUGAAGGAAAAUGGAAAUUUUGUAAUAUUUAAACCCAGCUAAGUUUGCAUUGUCUUACUUUAAUUCAAAAUCUGUCGGGUGCUAUCAAAUUUUUGGUUCAUUAAUGUAAAUUUUGUUGAUGAAGCUUAUUUGUA